UGGAGGUGACGCGGUCCGGCGUGCUGGGCCACAGGAAGCCGAGCCUGGCGCUGGGCCGCGCCGAGACCAUGCGCGAGGCUAUGGCGAGCCACGUGCUGAGUCCUUCUGACUCGAUGAUCGACGCCAUGCAGAGCCGCGCCGAAAGUGUGCGAGAUCACCAGCCGGACCCCAUGAUCGAGGUGACGCCCGCCGAGCCGUCGCGCCCCACCGAACCCCUCAGGUCCAUCCUGAAGAACAGGUACGAGGGUGGCGGCCUCCUUUACAAGGGUGAGUACACGAACAGUGCCUACUACGACGACGAGGACGACGCAGACGGUGCUCUCUCCCAGGCCCCCUACAGCCCCCCAGAGUAUAAGGACUACCUCGACCACGGCUCCUGA
Messenger RNA from Eriocheir sinensis (Chinese mitten crab), 380 nucleotides. RefSeq lists its product as uncharacterized. Lineage: Eukaryota; Metazoa; Arthropoda; Malacostraca; Decapoda; Varunidae. The coding region runs from base 69 to 380 and encodes 103 amino acids. The transcript has a single exon. The record is from RefSeq and is a predicted model, not a curated record.